Aspergillus steynii IBT 23096 is the source of this 1428-nucleotide messenger RNA. Its product is annotated as alpha/beta hydrolase. The transcript has a single exon. Lineage: Eukaryota; Fungi; Ascomycota; Eurotiomycetes; Eurotiales; Aspergillaceae. The record is from RefSeq and is a predicted model, not a curated record. The coding region runs from base 305 to 1246 and encodes 313 amino acids.
GGAGGGGUUGGAUCGUAGACUUGGGUGGAUCUAUUGUUGUUGUUGACCUCAUGGCGAGUCUGGGUCGUGUCUGGGGAGCCAGCUUAGGGCAACGGCAGUCACCUGGCACUCUUCACGAUGCGUUCUCCGGGCUUCCCCCAACGACGAGGGUUACAUCAAGCAACGACUGGAUGUCGUUAGUCAUCGGAAUGGCCCAAGAAUCGACGCAGAGUCUGAUUGGCGACGGCUGACGCUAGGAAUGAGUCGCCCGACGUCUCCGCCCGCAGUCGAGGGGGUCUGUCGUGUCCACUUCACGUCGCAAACCAUGGAGCCCCCCGAAUCGCUGGUUGAUAUCGGAUCCCACCGUCUUUUUCUCUCCCUGCAGGGCACCCCACGGGCUCUCGGCAGCCCGCUGGUUGUCUUUCUGGCGGGCGCCGGCGACGUGUGCGUUUCGUUCGGGGCCGUGGCGCGAGUCGUCGGCCAAUUCGCGCCCACGAUGCUGUACGACCGGUCGGGGCUGGGGCGCAGUCAGGAUGGUCCGGAUCCGCCGCGCGCGACGACCGCCGCCCGGGAACUGCGUCGGCUGCAGGAGCGCGCCGGACUCGAGCCUCCGUUUCUCCUGGUGGCACAUUCGUACGGCGGCAUUGUCGCCCGCGAGUACCUGGAGCGGUACCCCGACGCGGUGGCCGGGCUGGUGCUGGUCGACGCGGCGACGGAGCAGCAGGUCGAGCUGAUCGACGACGAGCAUCGCCAGGCCAUCAACGCCGUCAUGGGGGACGUGAACUUCGCCCGGGUCAUCGGCUUGCGCGACGGGGCCCGUCUUUCCCGCGACGAAUGGCGCACGCGCGCGGCCGGCAUCGCUCGCGGCCUGUCGACGUGGCAGGAAGAGGCCGCCGCCGUGCAUGAGAUCUGCGAGACGCUGGGACGGAAAGACCAAUAUCGCCGGCACAUCCUGGGAAUGAAGCCGCUGGCCGUGGUACGAGCCCGCAGCUCGCUGGACUACGAACGCAUUUACGCGGCCGGGGUGGCGGCCGGCCACGGCACCGACGCUCAACGCACCACCUUUCGCCAAUUGCUGGAUCGCUGGGACUCGGUGGACGGGGCAAUGCAAAAGGCGCAGCUCCAACUGUCGUCGACCCAUCGUUUCAUCGACGUGCCGGACUGCGGUCAUCAUGUCCAUUUGAUCCGUCCUGAGUUGGUGGCAACGCAGGUGCAGUGGGUGCUAGACGGCAUUUUGUCCUCGAACCAGCCGCUGGAAAAGCUUUGAUGAGAGUUUGGGUUGCCAGGGAAGGGCCAGUUACAUGUAUGCAUGAACGGUGGUGAGCUUAAUGUUCCAUACAAGUAUUUAUUGCAAGUAGACGGGGUCCGCUGCGAGGAUAUAUAUAUCGAUAGGAUGAAGACGUACACAUACAUCCGCUCCACUAUGCAGCAAGAACAAGACCACAUCAC